AUGGCCAUUAAGGCUUUCGGGUAUCAAUGCCCAAUGCUGCGAGCUUCUGUAAUACAAUGGGAUCUUCGUAAAGUUGAUCAUUAUGAAUGUUAUGACGAAUUUGAUUGGGAAGUACAGUGGAAAAAAGAAGGCGAUUCGUUAGCUCGGUAUCUAGUCCGAAUUGGUGAAAUGACAGAAUCCAUAAAAAUUAUUCAACAGGCUUUAGAAGGAAUUCCAGGGGGGCCAUAUGAGAAUUUAGAAAUCCGAGACGUUGAUAGAGAAAGGAAUCCAGAAUGGAAUGAUUUUGACUAUCGAUUUAUUAGUAAAAAACCUUCUCCUACAUUUGAAUUGCCAAAACAAGAACUCUAUGUGAGAGUUGAAGCCCCAAAGGGAGAAUUGGGAAUUUUUCUGAUAGGGGAUCAAAGUGGUUUUCCUUGGAGAUGGAAAAUUCGCCCGCCGGGUUUUAUCAAUUUGCAAAUUCUUCCUCAGUUAGUUAAAAUAAUGAAAUUGGCUGAUAUUAUGACAAUACUAGGUAGCAUAGAUAUCAUUAUGGGAGAGGUUGAUCGUUGAAAUGA
Molecule: messenger RNA, 554 nt
Organism: Humulus lupulus (European hop)
Lineage: Eukaryota; Viridiplantae; Streptophyta; Magnoliopsida; Rosales; Cannabaceae
Product: NAD(P)H-quinone oxidoreductase subunit H, chloroplastic-like
Exons: 2
Coding region: 1-549 (182 amino acids)
Molecular function (GO): NADH dehydrogenase (ubiquinone) activity; quinone binding; NAD binding
Source: RefSeq, a predicted model, not a curated record